ACAAGACCAGCCUCUAAUUGUGCAGUUGCUGACAACCUUUUAGUUGAUCGUCUACGUCCAGGUUUUAAACUAAAUCCUGGCAAACUUGCUAAAACUUCCCUCAUUGUGGCAGCAGGCUCUUCAGUUGCUAUGUUUCAUGAAACAUUACACUUACUAGUGUUAAUAUGCUGUACAUUAUUGACUGGAGACGGUGGAUCAUUUGGUGGAGGUGGAGUUUUCCGACGAAAAUGGGGCAGUCGGACGACGUUGAAGAUUCUACAUAUAGUAGACAUCAAGAUUUGUGUCAGAAAUUAAAUAUGGAUGCAACUGCUGCAGCCGAAGCCUGGAAAUCUUACGAAACAAUCAGACAAAAUUAUACUCUGGAGGGUGAUCAGUUGCAUUGGAUAGGUUGUGCAUUGUAUGUAGCAUGCCGUAAGUCUUCUAUACCUACUGUUGGAAAGACUGGUACUAAUGUGGAAGGCAAUUGUGUGUCAUUAACACGAUUGUUACAAUUGUGUAAUCUUCCAUUGAUACAAUUCUUUACCAAAAGUAAGUCUUGGGCUGACAUGGCCAAUAUGCCACAAGAUUUUCGCUCAAAGAUAGAAAAACUUGAAGGAAACUUUGCUGUUUCUAUGGUUAUAUUUAAAAAGUAUCAGCCGAUCUUUACUGAUGUAUUCAAAGAUCCAGUGGAUGAUAUCUCACGACCACAUAGAUCUAGACGGCAUAAAGCUAUACCUUGUACUCCUGCCAGAGUAUUUGAAUUUUGUUGGACAUUAUUUAUUUGUAUAAAGGGAGCAUUUCCAGAUAUUUCAGAUGAUUUAGUAAAUUCUUAUCAUCUUCUUUUGGCCUGCUGUGAUCUUAUAUAUAGCAAUGCUUUGUUGGCUAAUAGAAAAGAUCUUUUAAAUCCUAAUUUUCCUGGUUUACCAGCAAACUUUAAUGAUGACAAUUACACUCCACCUCAAACAGCAAAUUGUAUAAUUACUCUGUUAUGUGAGCGCCAUGAAGCUAUUGCAGUUGAAGCUAAAGUCAUUAAGGAGUAUUAUUUGAGGAAUCAUAUUAAUAAACUGUUUAAUGACAGAGUCUUGCGUGGUGACCAGUCAAAUUUUUCUGGUAUUCUAGAAGCUUUGAAUUUUGAUGGCAACAGCAAAGCUAUUAACAAAGUAUAUGAACAACAUGUACUAAGUGUUGGAGAUUUUGAUGAAAGAAUUUUUUUAGCUGACUGGAGACGAGUCAGAUUAAAUGGAAUAUCAAGUUUGGAAAUAGUAGGAGGAAAUAUAGCUUGUCAUGUUAAAUUAUCAAAACAUAUUUCCAUAAAAGGUAAUGAUGCUAGUAACAAUAUAGGUUCUCCUACACAAAUGAUGAAUGUUGGUGAUCUUCAGGAACAAUUUCAAAUAAAAAGAGAACAAUAUAGUGGCCAAAUACAACAUUUAGCUCCACCUACUCCAUUAACGGGUCGUAAUUACCUUAAGUCAAAAGAUAUUACCAACGUGACACCAGUAUCUACUGCAACACAAAGCGUAAUUCGACUUCAAGCCAUGUUAGCAGGCCAAACAUCACCAAGUGAAAACUUGUUGCAAAUUUUAAACAGCUGUUCUCAAGAUGCAAAGACGCUUGUUGAAUCAAAGGUGAAAGAAAUUGGAGAACAGUUUUGUGCUAACUACAACAAAAGUACAAAUGUCAAUGACACUACUUCAGAUUUUGGAAAGAAAAGACUUUACUUAGGACAAACCCUUUUCUACAGACUGUUGGAAAAAAUUUUAAAUGAUGAAAAACGCAAGAAACCAAAUUAUGACGUGACGAAUCUUCUUAUGAACGAGGUCUUCAUUCAGUGUUUAUUCGCCUGUUGUUUAGAGAUCGUCAUUUAUUCAUAUAAAAGUAAUGACAAAAUUUUCCCGUGGAUUUUAAAUGCUUUGAAUUUAGACGCCUACUAUUUCUAUAAAGUCAUAGAAAUUAUAGUCAGAGCAGAAGAUCAGUUAUCUCGCGACGUUGUAAAACAUUUAAAUCAAAUAGAAGAAAAAAUUUUGGAAUCCCUUGCAUGGAAAAAUGACAGUCCAUUAUGGGGUGCUAUUCAAUCCACACCAGAAGGUGUACCAAGCUGCGAAGAAGUUUCUUUACCUGGUACAUUAGAAACUGUUGACCCAAAUAUUCCUGGUCAACCAGUGUUAAGAAGAAUUGCUUUGGAUCGUGGCACUCACCAUGACGUACAACAAAGUCCUAUUUCGUCCGCCUCAGAAAGAUUUCAGUCUCCCGUUGCAGCAUCCGGCGUAGCUAAGAAACGUCUCUUUCCUGAUACCAGAAUCAGUGGACAGAGCGUAUUGCGAGUAGCGGGGCAAAACGUUUUACCGUCAAAAGUUUUAAUUGACGGUAAUUCAAGAAUCCUUCUAUUACCUGAACUCACGGUUCCAAGAUCGUCUGGUGUGCAAGCUACUAGCACACCGAUGCAAACUGUAACGGUCAACAGGGAACCAGUGAAACCAAAACGAACUGGUUCCGUUGCAUUGUUCUUUAGGAAAUUUUAUAAUCUCGCAAGUGUACGCAUGUUAGAUUUAUGUGGUUCGUUAGAAAUAAUGGAUAUUGAUUUAAAGAAAAAAAUAUGGACCAUCUUCGAGUAUUCCAUCAAGGAACGAACGGAAUUAAUGAAAGAUCGGCAUCUUGAUCAAAUUUUAAUGUGUGCAAUUUAUGUGAUAUGCAAAUUAGCAAAAAUGGAGAAAAAUUCAUUCACCGAAAUCAUGCGGUGUUACCGAUUACAACCACAAGCAGAGUCUCACAUCUAUAGAUCGGUACUUAUAGCUAAAACAUCGACGGACGAGUCACAAAAAACUAGCGAAGAAAGCGGACAGAAAGAUGUACCAGAUAAAGAGCCUAAUGUUGCACCUCCUACGCCUACGAACAUGGCAGGAACUUCACAAAACUUCGGUGAAGAAACACGCGGCGAUCUAAUUAAAUUCUAUAACACAGUAUACGUACCACAAGUUAAAGAGAUGGCCAAUAAGUUGGGACUGGCUCGUGGCAGCGUGACAAAUCUCUCAUUAAGUCCAUUACCAAAGGGAAAACCUCCUGCGAGUUCUCCUGUAAGACGUGUCACCAGUAGCAUCAUGACACGUACAUUAGAUCCAAAAGCUAUUUCAGCUUCUCCAGCGCCACAGCUUAGUUAUUGCUUUAGUCGUAGUCCUGCUAAGGAUUUAGAGGCUAUUAAUAAAAUGAUGAUUUCUGUCGAUCCAAAACGAUCCGUUGGAAAACGACUCUUAACUGAUGACACUGAUGUGGAAAUGUCAGAGGCGACGUCUCCUAUUAAAAAAACAACUGCUUUUGUUGCUCGCAGAUUGGAAAAUAUAAUUGGGGAAAGACGUACGCAGAACCAAUAAGAAAUACAAUGGAUUGUUAAAUAGGUUAUUGAGAACUGAAUUAUACAUAGGUAACGGAAGAAGAAUCUUCAGGAGACAUUUUCGUUUUUAUUGAAUAAAAAUUGAUCGAUAUCAACAAGUAGGAAGAGCCGUUUUGAAGUCGAAUAUCUGUUUCUUGGCUGUGUAGCUUAAAAUAAAUGAAAUGUUCGCUUCUCAGGUAUGAUCAUGUUAGAAACAGAGAAAAGGCCCGUAUAAUACCUGAUCGUAUAUAUAAAGAUACGAUAUUGUUAUAUUAAGUGAAGUCAGAAUUUUAUUUCCAGUGUUCCCUUAUAGUUUUCGAUCAGUUAAAUCAAGACUAGGUAUUUUAAUGCAUUUUGGAGAGAAUUCCAAAAUAUUGAGAAAAUAUUAUUAUAGAAUAGAUGUAGAAUAUACUGGGCAUUUUCUUAGUCUUCCUUUCUUAAAUAUCAUUUCAUUUUAAACAUUAAUUUUAUAUUCAUUACUACACGUUAACACAAAUUUUUAAUAACUUUACAAAAAAUAAUUUUAAAGUUGCUUUAAAUUUGGUUACAAAUAUUACGUUAUAAUUAAUGUUAAGGAUGUUCAUUAAAUGUUUAUAUUUCACUGGAAAUGAUUCUGGCUUUUAUUGGUAUCACAAAUCAGCGGUAUUUUGAUAGAGCUAUGUAUGUACUCUCUUCAAAAUUAUAUACUUAUAUAACUUAUACAUAUGUAUGAUGAAUUUAUAAGAGGUACGGCCAUAGAUGGUAAAAGAAUAUUAUUUUACCGGUAGAUUUAAGCAUGCUGUAAAGGCAAUGAAUGCUGGACGCAUGCAGAUACAAUUUGGGUGAUAUUUAAUUAAAGUUAUUAGGCUUAAGUUUCAAUUUACAAAAUUUCAACGUUUAAUCAAUGUAUUCUUUUGGUCUUGAAUGUAAUAAGUUAUUCGCGUUUCUCGAUCCCGGCCUCACGUGUAUGCGUGUACUAGAUUUAAGUGUUUUUCUUGUUUUUUUUUUUUUUUCAAA
Molecule: messenger RNA, 4339 nt
Organism: Osmia lignaria (orchard mason bee)
Lineage: Eukaryota; Metazoa; Arthropoda; Insecta; Hymenoptera; Megachilidae
Product: retinoblastoma-like protein 1
Biological process (GO): negative regulation of G1/S transition of mitotic cell cycle; cell differentiation; regulation of transcription by RNA polymerase II
Cellular component (GO): chromatin; nucleus; transcription regulator complex
Molecular function (GO): RNA polymerase II transcription regulatory region sequence-specific DNA binding
Source: RefSeq, a predicted model, not a curated record